CCUGCCCAGCCGCUGGUACGCCGCCAGGGACCUGAUGCUGAUGUCCCACCUGCAGGACAACAUCCAGCACGCCGACCCCCCCGUCCAGAUCCUCUACAACCGCACCAUGGUCCAGCUGGGCAUCUGCGCCUUCCGCGAGGGCCUGAUCAAGGACGCCCACAACGCCCUCCUGGACAUCCAGUCGUCGGGCCGGGCCAAGGAGCUCCUGGGCCAGGGCCUCCUCCUGCGCAGCCUCCAGGAGCGCAACGCCGAGCAGGAGAAGGUGGAGAAGCGGCGCCAGGUGCCCUUCCACAUGCACGUCAACCUGGAGCUGCUGGAGUGCGUCUACCUGGUGGCGGCCAUGUUGUUGGAGGUCCCCUACAUGGCGGCCCACGAGUUCGACGCCCGCCGCCGCAUGAUCAGCAAGCAGUUCCACCACCAGCUGCGCGUCGGCGAGAGACAACCCCUCCUCGGGCCACCGGAGUCCAUGCGGGAGCACGUGGUGGCGGCGUCCAAGGCGAUGAAGAUGGGCGACUGGCGGACGUGCCACCGCUACGUGGUCAACGAGAAGAUGAACGGGAAGGUGUGGGACCUGUUCCCCGAGGCGGACAAAGUGCGCGCCAUGUUGGUCAG
This is a messenger RNA of Opisthocomus hoazin, 612 nucleotides long. The record is from RefSeq and is a predicted model, not a curated record. NCBI's taxonomy places the organism in Eukaryota, Metazoa, Chordata, Aves, Opisthocomiformes, Opisthocomidae.